Cynara cardunculus var. scolymus (artichoke) is the source of this 1607-nucleotide messenger RNA. RefSeq lists its product as uncharacterized. The coding region runs from base 259 to 1395 and encodes 378 amino acids. Gene Ontology annotation, biological process: signal transduction. The record is from RefSeq and is a predicted model, not a curated record. The transcript has 11 exons. Lineage: Eukaryota; Viridiplantae; Streptophyta; Magnoliopsida; Asterales; Asteraceae.
GUCACUUUCUCCCACAAACAAAUCGAAUCAUCAUCUCUCUCUAAAACGCUUUUGAUUUUUGCUGUUCUUCAAGAUUCGCUGAUAAACCUUCAACCGCAAAUCGGAAGGCUUUGGAUAUUGUACAAGGUAGGUCUAUUCAGUAAGGCAUCCAGUGUAUCAAGGCUCCUUGGCUCUGCAAGGUUGGGGCAAGGAAUUUUACACAAACCAUUUCUUUGCAUUUUGCAAAAAGGCUGUUUGCAUUGCUCAAACCCAGGCUUCAUGCCUUCGGUCGUUUCACCUCAGUGGCAAGAGAAGGCCAGUGGUUUUUUCUCAUCUUCAGGGACAAAGCUGAAAGAAGCUGGGCAGUCUGCAGGAACAUUUGUGGGUGAGGUUGCUAAAGAUGCAAAAGGCAAUGUUUCUGGUGUCGCAGAAAGGGUCGGCUCUGUGGUCAAAAGCCGAUGGUCAUUUUUUCAGCAGCCAUCCACGAGACAAGCAAUGCAAGAACGCCUUGUUUCUGCAGCUGCUACUACUAGCUUCUUUCUGAGGAAGGGUGUGUCAGAGACAAAAGAGAAGGUUGUUGUAGGGAAAGUUAAAGUGGAAGAGGUGGCAAAGAAGACUGCCAAAAAGAGCAAAACCCUAUUGACUGAUAUUGAGCGAUGGCAGAAGGGUGUUGCAAGCACCGAUGUGUUUGGUGUGCCGAUAGAGGUUACAGUGCAGCGGCAAGAAUCCACCAGGCCUAUUCCUUUUUUAUUGAUCAAAUCUGCAGAUUAUCUUGUAUUAUCAGGACUGAAUUCUCCCGAUUUAUUCAAGUCUGAAGGAAACAAGAAGGCCAUCCAGCAAUUAGUGUCAUUAUACAACCAAGACUUGAAUGCACCACUACCUGAAGGUGUGAACCCAGUUGAUGUUGCAGCUCUUGUCAAGUGUUACCUGGCUAGCCUUCCUCAGCCAUUAAUCACUUCAGAGCUACACAAUGAAGUCCGGGGUGCCCGUUCUAGCAUACCGCUGAUGAGAAACAUAUUGAAGAAGCUUCCCACAGUCAAUUACAUGACACUGGAACUCAUUACUGCACUGUUGCUCCGUGUUAGCCAGAAAUCGCUUCUCAACAAGAUGGAUGCUCGAAGCCUGGCAAUGGAGAUGGCCCCUAUCAUUAUGUGGCAGAAGGGACAGAGACCAGAAACUUAUAAACAGUUCUGGAACCAGCAAUCAAGAACUCAAUCCAAUACAAAUGCCGAUCCUGCACAGAACUAUAAUGAGUGGGAUAUGCUUGCAGAUGAGAGCGAAGAUAUGGAUGUAUCAUCAGCGAUCCCAUUGGAUGAUGGAGUGGCAAUAGACUUCAGUGGCAUAGAGGUUUUACAGUGCUUAAUAGAACAUCACAAUGCCAUUUUCACAGAUGCAAAUGAGACUGUUUGGAGGUGACCGACCAUAUCAUUCUUUUCUCCAAAAUUUGAUUGAAUAAUUGAGUUACCAAAUAUUCUAAAAGUUGAUAUGGUGGUGAUGUGUAUAUUUUGUCAAGUUUACAUAUAUUCUUUAGGUUAGAAGGGUAUGUAUAUUUUGGUUUUCAUGUUUGAUUUUCUUUUCUUUCUUGCAAAGUUUGAUUGUUUGUAAAUUUUUACACUGAUAUAGAGAUC